AUGUUAGGUGUAAAUAGUAUGGCCAACACCCUACGCAGUAUUCUGGCUCCAGGGAACAACCUAAGUAGCGAGUUGUCGACUGCCCUAAUAUCCAUUGGAACCUCUAUUGACCAUAUGCGCACCAAACAAGAUGCUUUAUCAAAGGAGCUAGAAUUGGUUCGUAAGCUGUCUCGUUCCAACUGGCUAUUGAUCAUCAACCUUCCAUUACCAUUUGGAGUUACCAAAAUACAAGCAGUUCAGAAUUUGUUCUCCGAAUUAGGAUUUUGCAAGCCGUUAUUCGAUGCGGAUCGAGACUUGAUAGCAACAGACCUCGUUUACGUAAAUCGAUCUGGGUUACUGGCAAACAUGUCGAUAUUCAUACCCCAAAGGCAUUAUGACCACGUGCUAAGCGCUGCGUUUCAAAAGUCCAUAAUGGAACAUAACAAGAAGUUGCCGAAAGAGCAGUGGGUGGCUGUUGGCCGCGUACUUACCCCGCGGGAACGCGAAGACUAUGAGACUUGUUGUUCGUUGAAACGUCUCAUUCUGGCUAAACUUCGCCACGAGAAAUUAGGAAAUCCAAAGUUACAUGUUCCGUUUAUAAUCGUUGAUAAAAGAAGCUUGAGAUUGCGUAUUGACAAAGAGAUGGUUCUGCUAGAUGAAGCAGCCGCCAAAUAUGGUAUUUCAACCGACUCAAUUUCGGAUGACCGCGCCCGCCAUGCACGUCCACCCGCAAUUGAUAGCCGAAAAAGGCCAGGUCCUUCAGUUGCAGGACCUGGGGGCAAGCAACCCCGUAACUGAGAAGACUGUAG
Molecule: messenger RNA, 788 nt
Organism: Cylicocyclus nassatus
Lineage: Eukaryota; Metazoa; Nematoda; Chromadorea; Rhabditida; Strongylidae
Source: the annotation of a GenBank genome assembly